AUGUCUCAGGAUGCAAGUGAUGUUCAAACAGAUGAAGACUGCGAGGAGCUGGCUGAGGAAGAUUUCUCUUUGCAAGUUGAUAUCUCAGAAAAGAAAACAUGGAGGAAAAAAUCCUGUGGCAAGCCUUCACAUUCUCCAAGGUCUCCAUACCUCUCCAGUCUGACUUUGAACUCCAGAAGGACUGCAGUGAGAGCCUGGAGACUUCCAAGGAGCUCUUUGGGUGAUACCAGAGGAGACGCUCCUGGGACGGCCGCGCCGGGUCAUUGCACGUCCCUCAGCAACGGUUAUGGUUAUUUUCUGGGUGGAUGUGACCAUAGAGACAAGGAGGACAUGCAUGACGAGAUAAUUCACCUGAAGAAGAGCCUCCAGGCUCAGAACUCUGACAAACUGCAAAUGAAAGCCAAACUGCGACGCCUGGAGGAAGACAUCACCAAAAGAGAGAAACAGAUUGAAGAACUGUUGGAUCCCACAAAAGGAUCUGAAUUCACUCGCAGUUUAGUGGAUAAGAAAAGAGAAGGGAGUGUGGUUCUCAAUGGCCUGAAGCAGAGAAUCCUCAAACUGGAGCAGCAGUGUAGAGAAAAAGAGAACGCCUUAUGUAAACUCCAAAGUGAACUGAGAACCACAAACCUGGAAGAACUAAAGAACAAAGCAAAAACAUACUCUGAGGAGAUACAGAGGCUGCAGAUGCUUCUGGAAACAGCAGAGAAAAGCCGAGCUGAAAGUAAAUGCUCCCAGAGGCAGCAGAAGGCUCUGAACUUCACCGUCCAUCGCCUGUCUGAGGACCUGAAGCAGCUUCAGCAUGAAAACGCAGCGCUUAAAGAAGAGCUCAACACUGACAGCCUCGCCCCUGGACUUAAAGGUUACAGGGAGUGGAGUAAGCAGAGAAUUCUGAGGAGGCUGCUAGAGGUUGAGAAGAGGCUUGAAAAGAGCAGAAGACACGCCCAGUCAGCUGAGUUGAGCAGCCGAUUGGAUCAGGAGAUCCAAAUCCCUCUCGCUGAGAACCCGACGUUCACCAUGGCAACAGAGGCAAGAGUUUCCGUAGGAACCAUCACUGAGGAGUGGGAGGCGAUUGCUGAUCUAAAGGAACGUCUCAACCAAUCAGAGAGGAAGAGAAAAGAGAUGGAGGAGACUUUGGCGAUUAAAGAAGAUGAGCUGACUCAGCUUAAAGCAAAGCAAGAAGAGCUGCAGAAAGAAGCAGAACUUUGGAAAGCUGAGCAGAAAAGUUUACUUGAAAAAGAGAAAGAACAGCACAAGCGGGACUUGGAGCUGUUGCUGGUAAAGAUUCAGACUCUGGAGGAGGAUAGAAGCAAACUUGCACAGGCGGCGCACUCCUGCCCUCCUCCCACAGCUGCAAACAGCCAGGCGGAGGUGGAGAGCUGCAGAGCGGGCCAGGAAGAAGGGAAGCAGAGGGACACAGGAUGUAAAACGGAGGGAUCUGAAAAAGACGAGAAACUGAGCACUAAUGCGAAGAUAAAAGAAGAAGCCGCCGCGGUGAUUCAGGCAAACUGGAGACGGCACAAACAGAGGGAUGCUGUGAUGUUGCAGUCAGCGCUCAGAGGUCAUCUCAUGAGAGCAGCACAGUUGAAGAACCUGCUGAGAGACAAUAGCAAGGCUGGAAGAGAAAGAAACCAUGAAGCCGACUCUGUCACUGUGAUUCAAGCUGCAUUCAAGGGGCAUCUGGCUCGGACUCUUGCGAUGAAGAGCCCAGGGCCUGCAGUGCCUUCUUCUGCGGAGACUAAAGCAAGAGCCGACUUCAGCCGACCCGUAAAACCAGUUCUGAAAGAUCUUCAGCCUGCAGCUGCUUUUGACCACGACCCCCCCACCGAUUCUGAUGACUCAGAUGACAUCAUUGUGUCUCCGUCACGUCCAAUGAGAAGCAGGAACGUCUUGAUGACAUAAAACCUUCAGCUUAUGCAGGUUCUUCAGGGAAGUUUUGUCUAGAAGUGUCAGGUCAUCCCCCAUCCUUUACCUUAAAGAGCAUAAAUGAUUUCCAUCUAUGUGAAUGUGGUCACGCCCCUCCUACAGUAAUAAACAAGAACUUGGAGGCUGAAUUACUUUUUGAAAUGAUGCUCAUUCAGGCACAUAUUUUGAUCUUAAAGCAAUCUCAAAAUACAAUAUCUAUGCACUCUGGAGUGAUGUAUAGCUGCAAGGAGAAUAUUUGUAAAUAAUACUGAUUACUCCUUAACUGCAUUUUUUUUUUUAACCAAAUAGCUCUGUUAAACUAGUGCCAGUCGUUGCUUUAUUUGGCCUUUUAAUUCACUUUAACCUUAGUAAAACACUUUUGUAACCCAUGUGGCCGAAAUCCUUCAACUAUUGUACUUUUGGGUGAAAUUUCAAUGCCUUUCACACCAAUAAAACCUCAAGACACUAAUGCCUAAAAAUGGAAGUGGAUUUUUGAGGUGAUUCCCAGCUGAUGCACUAUGAAGCCAAACUGUGAAUGCAUUUCAGAUGGUUCUGCUGCAAUACUGAAUAAUCAGUGGAGGGAUGGAGAGAUGUGCUUUAAGGUGGAUCACAGGUAUGGAGGGACAGAAUAAAAUGGCAUGUUUCUUCAUUUGUAAACAUUUAUUUCAAAUUUAUUCAAUAAAAUUGCUGAUUUUCAAUACAAAAAA
Messenger RNA from Oryzias melastigma (Indian medaka), 2609 nucleotides. RefSeq names its product IQ motif containing E (gene iqce). Lineage: Eukaryota; Metazoa; Chordata; Actinopteri; Beloniformes; Adrianichthyidae. Gene Ontology annotation, molecular function: protein binding. The record is from RefSeq and is a predicted model, not a curated record.